AUGACAGUGGCGACGAUAUUGGUGGCGGCGUGUUCAGGUCCGGUACGGGCGACGCCAGAGGAGAAGCGACUGCGGGUGGUGAGCCAAGUGCACGCGCACCCGGACGUGUUCGUGACAGGCGAGGAGAAGCGAGCAAAGCGACAUGGCCACUGCAUUGACUCGGGCGACACGACAGAGGACCCCGUGUGCGCGUCCAACGGCAAGCAGUACCUGAACGAGGACGUCUUCGAGUUCCACAAGUGCCUCAUCAUCGCCGAGUUCGGCGAGAUCAUCGAGAUCGUGGACAUGGAGACCUGCGACAACGCCAAGAAGGAGGACAACGAGCACCCGGACGUCCCCGACAUCGACUACAUGCAGUAA
This is a messenger RNA of Phytophthora sojae, 360 nucleotides long. RefSeq names its product Kazal-like serine protease inhibitor domain-containing protein. NCBI's taxonomy places the organism in Eukaryota, Oomycota, Peronosporomycetes, Peronosporales, Peronosporaceae. The record is from RefSeq and is a predicted model, not a curated record. The transcript has a single exon. Gene Ontology annotation, molecular function: protein binding. The coding region runs from base 1 to 360 and encodes 119 amino acids.